AUGUCGCCCCUCUCCCCAUCUCAUGUAUCCAUGAUGCCGGACUCAUCACUGCCAAUAUCGGUCGAUCCGGUGUCCCUAGUCACCACAGAAUGCAUUACCGUCACCUCGGCUAUGCGCAAGCAUGCCCGCUGGGCUCACUCCUCCGUGGCCGCUAUUCUGGGCGGGAGUGGCUCUACCAAAGGCAGCGACCGCGAAAUCUCGGCCUCUCCCAUCGCAAACACGAGAAAUAAGGCGCCCGGGAACAAUAAAGAAAACUCUGCCGGACCGACUCCUUCAUCUGCUGUUGAUGGAGAUCAUGCAUUGGCCAACAGAUGGGGGUUGAGGGGUAAGAAAGGGAAGAGCAUGCAAGACAACCCUCUCAUGUCCGCUUUCACUCGUCUCCGAAGUGACCUGAAGAGUUGUAAAGACAUUCGAUCCUUUGAUGCGCCGGCAUUACUGCACCCGUUUCUCCAAGUCAUCCGUUCUUCUUCCACGUCGGCGCCAAUUACCUCGCUCGCAUUGAUCGCAGUCACCAAAUUCCUCGCCUAUAAUAUAAUCAACCGCGACUCUCCCCGCAUCUCCAUAGCCAUGCAGCUGCUUUCGGCUGCCAUUACACAUUGCCGGUUCGAAGCUAGCGAUACUGUCGCCGACGAGGUCGUUCUGCUGAGGAUUUUAAAACUGAUGGAAGGCAUGUUAUCGCGGCCCGAGGGAGAAUUGCUUGGGGAUGAGAGCGUUUGCGAAAUGAUGGAGACAGGAUUGAGCAUGUGCUGUCAAAAUCGUCUAUCAGAAGUGCUCCGCCGAUCUGCCGAGAUGUCAAUGGUCAAUAUGUGCCAGGUCAUCUUCAUGAGACUUAGCACGAUAAAGGAGCAGGAGGCUCGGCCAGAUGGGCCACAUCAGAUAAAGCCAACAGAUGACGCCACGACCACAUUGAAAAUGGAUCCUUCUGUUGACGGCGACACGGUUAUUCCUCAACACCCAUCGUCCAUGGGCUCGGACACUGCCCCUCCCGAGAAAGAGGAAGAAAAGGAACGUUCAAGUGACGAAGCGCCUCCUCAACCACCAAGUAACGAAGAUACGCCGGCUACAACCAUUCCUGAAAACGACGAUAUAGAACCUACAGAAGUGAAGCCGUAUGGCUUGCUGUCAAUUCGAGAGUUAUUCCGCGUUUUAAUUGAUUUAUUGGAUCCACAUAACCCUCAACACACGGACACCAUGAGAGUGAUGGCUUUAAGAAUCAUUGACGUUGCUCUUGAAGUUGCUGGUCCUGCGAUCGCUCGUCAUUCCUCCGUGGCAGAACUUGCUGAAGACGAUCUUUGCCGCCACCUAUUCCAGCUAGUUCGGUCAGAGAGCAUUCCAAUUCUCAAUGGAUCACUUAGAGUCGCAGGGACUUUACUGUCAACAUGCCGACCAGUCCUAAAACUUCAACAGGAACUUUAUCUGUCCUACCUUGUUGCAUGUCUUCACCCUCGUGUUGACAUUCCACGGGAGCCUGGCAUCAACCCAUUGCUUUAUGAAGGCGUCCCACAAGCGCCGAAGCUGGUCAAACCUUCUCCUUCUCAAACUAGCAGUGGCAGGUCGACCCCUGUCCCUGUAAAAGAUCGACAGAAACUUGGACUGGAAGGCGGAUCUCGAAAACCGGAGGCCCGAGAAGCAAUGGUUGAAAGUAUCGGAGUCUUGGCCCGUAUACCUAGUUUUAUGGUUGAUCUAUUUGUCAACUACGACAGCGAGAUAGACCGUGCAGACAUCUGCGAGGACAUGGUUGGACUACUCUCCAGAAACGCAUUCCCAGACUCUGCGACCUGGAGCACAACUAAUGUCCCUCCUCUUUGCCUUGACUCUCUCUUGGGAUUUAUACAGUCCAUUGCUGACAGACUGGACGACGAGCCUCGAUAUGAAGGUUUUCCUGACCCCGCGAAAUUGGAAAAUCAGCGAAAGAGAAAGAAACUUAUUGUUCGAGGGGCUGCCAAAUUUAACGAGGACCCUAAAUUGGGAAUCGCAUAUCUCGCUUCCCAAGAUAUCAUCGAGAAUCCCGACGAUCCAGAACUUGUUGCGCGCUUUCUCAAGGGUACAUCUCGUAUUUCCAAGAAAAUAUUGGGCGAGUUUAUAUCCAAGAAAUCUAACUUGAGCUUGCUUGAGGCAUUUGUGGAUUUAUUUGACUUCGAAGGGAAAAGCGUUGUUGACGCUCUCCGCGAGCUUCUCGGAUCUUUCCGACUUCCUGGUGAAUCACAAUUGAUUGAGAGGAUUGUGACGGUCUUUUCGGAAAAAUAUAUGAUAAAAGCAGAACCAGCCGAAAUAGCCGAUAAAGACGCCUUGUUCGUCUUGUUAUAUGGUAUCAUCAUGCUUAACACCGAUCUCUUCAAUCCGAACAUCAAGUCAGCGAACAAGAUGACACAAGUUGACUUUGCUAGAAAUCUGAGAGGCGUCAAUGGCGGUCAAGACUUUGCUCCGGAAUUCUUGGAAGGGAUAUACAAUUCCAUCAAGCAUAAUGAAAUUAUCCUUCCUGAUGAGCAUGAGAAUAAGCAUGCUUUUGAUUUCGCGUGGAAGGAACUGUUGAUGAAGACUCCCGCCGCAGGCGACUUGGUUAUUUGCGAUACUAAUAUCUACGAUGCUGAGAUGUUUGCUGCUAUCUGGCGGCCAGUUGUCGCCACGCUUUCUUACGUCUUCAUGUCUGCUUCUGACGAUGCCGUGUACUCGAGGGUGGUUCAAGGCUUUGAUCAGUGUGCACAAAUUGCAGCAAGGUACGGCAUAACGGAAGCCUACGAUCGUAUUAUCUACUGCUUGGCUUCGAUUACUACCCUGGCGACCGACACUCCACCUAAUACAUCACUUAAUACGGAAGUCCAAGCUGGCAAAAAAACCGUCAUGGUCAGUGAGAUGGCUGUCAAGUUUGGCCGAGAUUUUAGAGCACAGCUCGCCACGGUGGUAUUAUUCAGAGUUUUGCUCGGCAAUGAGAAGGUGGUAGAUCAAAGUUGGAAAUACGUUAUUCGCAUUCUCCACAACCUCUUUAUCAAUUCUCUCAUUCCAUCCUUUGGGCAAGAUUUCAAUUCCAGCCUCGAGAUACCCCCAAUUCCUCUCCAGCCCCCUUCCCAAGUUGUAGAACGCGACAACCGCGGUGAUUCUGGGCUUUUCUCGGCAUUCACAUCAUAUCUUUCUAGCUAUGCGGCCGAUGAUCCACCCGAACCUUCGGAUGAAGAGCUCGAUAAUACACUAUGCACCAUCGACUGUGUUAAUGCCUGCAGCAUUGGCGAGGUGUUAGCAAAUCUCAAGAAUCUACCCCAUUCUUCUCUUUCGACACUAGUCGACGCACUUCUUUUGGAACUUCCAGAGGAGAAUGCUUCGGUUGUCAUUGUUGUGAAACCUGAGCGCCCAUCCUCUAGGGGGCCACGGCAACCUAGCACCAAAACUGAUUUGACAUCUCCAGGCUACAACCCUGGCAUGUUGUAUACAUUGGAAUUGGCCACUGUCUUGGCCCUUCGGGACCAUAAGACGAUUGAAACGAUCGGUGAGAAUUUAGCCGGUUCGCUACAGGCAAUCGUUAGAGACGCGCGAAAUAUUCACCCUAUCAUAACUUCACGAGUGAUACACUAUCUGCUUAAUCUUCUUCGUUUGAGCUACGAGCAACCAUUUAUGCGUGUUCCCGUGAUAUUGCAUGCUAUAUCUAGCUUCGACCAGGAUAUUCUAGAGAACUCGGCUACCCCAGUACUCAAGAGCCUGACGCGAUGUUUAGCCGAUUCAGAUCCGUUGAGGAGGGAAAUCGUUGUUUCUCCCGAUUUCUGGUCUAUAUUACAACGCCUCCUUCCGGACGGUGCUUCUGCUCCUAUGAUCUUCGAGAUACUGCAAAAGAUUGUUGAGACUGUGCCACCCGCUAUCUCAGCGGACAAUUAUGAGGCUGCAGUUGGGCUUGCACACGAUUUUGCGCACGCAGCAAGUGUAGGUGCAGCCGAAGAGCGCAAAAGAGAUGCCCAUCGUCGUGCCAGAGGAAACAAAGCAGAAAAACCAACGACGAAACCAACGACGGAGAAUGAUGUUGUGAUACGAGGCAUUAAUGCAAUCGGCCUCAUAUAUCAAAUGUCCAACCGUGCUCCAGCCUUAAUCCAACAAUCCCACCUGGAAAAAAGCGAGGCCUGGGCCGCUUAUUGGUCGCCUAUCUUCCAAUCGUUGACCGUACAAUGUACAAACCCCUGUCGUGAGAUACGGCAUCGUGCUAUCUCAACUCUUCAGCGCUCUCUUGUCUCGCUUGAGUUCUCGUCUGAAGACAGCAAAAAAUGGACUGCCAUCUUCGACAAUGUUUUAUUCCCGCUCAUCCUGCGGUUGCUAAAGCCUGAAGUGUAUCAUUCUGACCCAGUUGGGAUGAGCGAAACACGUGUUCAGGCAGCAACGCUUGUGUGCAAGACCUUCCUGCGCUAUCUUGACCAGCUAUCGAGCUCAACUAAUAUGCUCGAUUUAUGGCUCAAGAUCCUAGAUAUUCUUGAUCGAAUGAUGAAUAGCGGCCAAGGGGAUAGCCUGGAAGAGGCAAUUCCCGAGAGCGUCAAAAAUAUUCUCCUAGUCAUGGCAGACAGCGGAUACCUCGCUCCUCCACCAGCGGAUGAUCCCAGCAAGGAGAAGAUAUGGGUUGAAACUUCCAAACGUCUUGACCGCUUCCUGCCCAGCCUGUUUGAAGAAUUAUUCCCAACACCUCCACCCCAGGAAGGAAAACCGACAGCUUCUAGUGACAAUCACGGUCCCGAAGAGAACAACACUGAGUCAGCGGAGCCCAGUAAUGAAAAGCCAACAGAGGAAACCCAGUCGGGUGAUACAGCUCCACAGAUUUCUGAUGUGGAUUAA
Messenger RNA from Talaromyces rugulosus, 4803 nucleotides. RefSeq lists its product as uncharacterized. The coding region runs from base 1 to 4803 and encodes 1600 amino acids. Gene Ontology annotation, molecular function: guanyl-nucleotide exchange factor activity. The transcript has 6 exons. The record is from RefSeq and is a predicted model, not a curated record. Gene Ontology annotation, biological process: regulation of ARF protein signal transduction. NCBI's taxonomy places the organism in Eukaryota, Fungi, Ascomycota, Eurotiomycetes, Eurotiales, Trichocomaceae.